This is a messenger RNA of Ilex paraguariensis (yerba mate), 1350 nucleotides long. Lineage: Eukaryota; Viridiplantae; Streptophyta; Magnoliopsida; Aquifoliales; Aquifoliaceae. The record is from the annotation of a GenBank genome assembly.
AUGCCAUCUGCAACAGAGGUUGCCGGAGUAGCUAAAGGAGCAAUUGUUAGAGGACAGGCCGCUUUCUACACAGAGAGACUCCAUAGCUUUGUGAAUUCCUUCUCCCACCUAAGAUCUUUUGUCGGAGGAGUGGUUCUUCGUCGGCAGAGUGUCUUCACCGGAGGUAGACUCCUGGGCCGGAGUGGUCUUCGUCGACGUUUUCUGUUCGAAUUUUCUUCUGGACAAACACAUUAUCUUUGGAUUUCUACAGAAUCGGAAAAUUUGAGUUCUUUCUGUGACAUCCUUGAUCUCCAUCUGGGUGUGCUUCGUGAAAUUGUACUACUCUCUGAAUUUGGUUCUGGUCCCAAGUCUUUCCAGGUCUACCGUAGAGGUGAUUUUGAUCUAGAAUCUGGAACUAUUAAAAGAACCAGAAAGCCAAAAAAUUCACCUCUUCAUCCAUUCAAAAUGAUCAAAUCCAUUGGAAACCGAAUUCAAUACUAUUCCAAGCUGCACCCCAUCAUGGUUUUCUUCAUUUCAUUGUCAGUUGGGGUCACAAUUCUCAUGGUACUAUCUCUUUACGAGAGCCAAUUCAGAAUGAUGAGUAAUUAUAAGAAAUCUGAUAAGGGUUCCGAUACCUAUCCGUUUGCAAAGUUUCGGAAUCUUGUAAUGGUUGCUGGGCAUUCAGUGUACACAAGUAGUAGUUGUGAGAAGGUUGAUAAGGAGAAUGCUUGGUUUUUGGAGUCUUAUCAAAAGCAUCCGGGUCAAGCUGCUACGUUUGUGACACAUAUACAGGAGGGAAUAGAAGUUGCAGCUAGAGAUGAUGAGGCUUUGCUCUUGUUUAGCGGUGGAGAGACUCGGAAAGAUGCUGGGCCUAGAAGCGAGGCACAGAGUUACUGGAUUGUUGCUGAAUCAAAAGGAUGGUUUGGCAAGAAAGAAAUCGUGAGGCUGAGGGCACUCACAGAAGAAUAUGCAAGAGACAGUUUUGAGAAUCUUCUCUUUAGUGUUUGCCGGUUUCGGGAGCUUACUGGCACGUAUCCACAUAAUAUAACGGUUGUGGGUUAUGAUUUCAAGGAAGAGAGGUUUGUCCAUCUGCACCGCUCUGCAAUUAGGUUCCCGGAUACAAGGUUCUUUUACUCAGGGACCCCAUCUUCAUCUACCUCAAGGGAAGCAGCUUUGAAAGGCGAAGCCUUGGUGAGGACUCAAUUCCAAGAUGAUCCUUAUGGGUGUUUAGGUUCACUACGUCGCAAAAAGCUGGGGCGCGAUCCUUUUCACCGGUCAAUCCCUUACCCUAAUGGGUGUCCUGAACUUGAAGGUUUGUUCAAAUACUGUGGGGUAGCUCCAUUUCCAGGCUCCCUCCCUUGGGCUGUGUAA